AUUAUUUGUAGGUUCUGGUGGUUGUAAAGUAAUUUAAGAUGUUUGUACCGCUCGGUUUUAGCUCGGUAAUUGACUCUUGUGUUAGGAGACGUUGGUUGGGAAUGGUUAAAUGUCCAAAGAAUUGGAUUGUUUACGGAUAAGGGCUGUUUUAUUUGACUACUGUGGGCCUGCAACUUUAAACUUGCAUCUUUAUUUUAUUUAUUUUUUCUCAUCCUGUGCUUUUUCUGUGUUAUGGCUGCUGCAACGAUAGUUCAUGAUACAUCAGAAGCUGUAGAGCUCUGUGCUCCCUGUGGGUUAUACCUUAAACCCAUUACAAAAAUGACCAUCAGUGUGGCACUUCCUCAGCUGAAACAACCCGGAAAGUCCAUUUCGAACUGGGAAGUGAUGGAAAGACUGAAAGGGAUGGUGCAAACCCAUCAGUUUUCCACUCUGCGGAUUUCCAAAAGCACGAUGGAUUUCAUCCGGUUCGAAGGAGAGGUUGAAAACAAAAGUUUAGUCAAGUCUUUCCUUGCGUGCCUCGAUGGCAAAACGAUCAAGCUGAGUGGCUUCUCUGACAUUUUGAAAGUCCGUGCCGCAGAAUACAAGAUUGACUUUCCUACCAGGCAUGACUGGGAUUCGUUUUUCCGUGAUGCAAAAGACAUGAAUGAAACUUUGCCAGGGGAAAGGCCGGAUACCAUUCAUCUAGAAGGCUUACCUUGUAAGUGGUUUGCAGCAAAGGACUCUGGCUCAGAAAAGCCAAGUGAAGAAGUCCUUACAAAAGUUUUCCAGAAAUUUGGAGAAAUACGUAAUGUGGACAUACCCAUGUUGGACCCUUACAGAGAAGAAAUGACUGGCAGAAAUUUUCACACGUUCAGCUUUGGAGGCCAUUUAAAUUUUGAAGCUUAUGUUCAGUAUCGGGAGUAUGCAGGUUUCAUUAAAGCCAUGAAUGCCCUGCGAGGGAUGAAGCUGAUGUUUAAAGGCGAUGAUGGCAAGGCUGUGGCUUGCAAUAUAAAGGUUUCUUUUGACUCAACAAAACACCUCAGUGAUGCAUCAAUUAAGAAGCGUCAGCUUGAAAGGCAGAAGCUUCAAGAGCUUGAAAAGCAGAGAGAAGAACAAAAACGCCGGGAGAAGGAAGCUGAGGAAAAACUAAGAGAGGAAGAAAGGAAGCAGAGAGAACUUGAAGAAUAUGAGAGAGAGAGAAAAAGAGAAGAAAAAUUGCGCAAGAGAGAACAGAAGCAGAAAGAUCGUGAAGUUCGACGAAACAAAAAGCAGCUUGAGAAACUUCAAGCUGAAGAACAAAAGAAACUUCAAGAGAAGAUAAAGUUAGAAGAAAGGAAGCUCCUGUUGGCACAGAGAAAUCUUCAGUCCAUUAGGCUAAUUGCGGAACUGCUAAGCAGGGCAAAGACAGUAAAGCUUUUGGAACAAGAACAAAAUGAAGAAAAGAUCCGUCUCCAGCAACUAGAGGAGAAACGAAAGCUUCAGGAGGCUGAGCUCAGACGUGUGGAAGAAGAAAAAGAAAGAGCACUGGGGUUGCAAAGAAAAGAAAAAGAACUGAGGGAGAAACUACUGAACAAUCUUCUUAGCAAGAAAAUGGAUGCAGUUCAUCAAAGCAAAGAAGAAACGGAAGCAUCUCAGUCUGGCACUGUGAAAAUUGCUAGUGAUGUUCCGCACACCGUGUCAUCCAGCUGCAUCACUUCUACCUCAGGACAGGCUGUUACAGACAAACUGGCAUCAGACUCUCAAAGAGAACUACCAUCCCCUGAGAAUGUAAAUGCUCAAUGCAAGUAUUUGAAUGGCAAUAUUCAUGACAGAGUUGAUGUCAAAGAAGGUCAGAAACUUCAUACCACGGACUCGGAGAGGUGUUCAGAGAAAAGAAGUUCAACACUGUCAUGUGUUCCUGCCAAUAACCAGAAGCAGAAUACCUGCAAGAAGGACUCGCGCUGUGAGCAAAGCAAACAAAGCACAGAGCCAAGGAGAAGAAAGAGCCGUUCAUGUAGCAGCAUAAACACUGAUGAGAGUAAGGGUAAGCGAGAGAGAACCAGGCACAGAAGAGAUGCGAGUUACCAGGAUGAAAGAAGGAGGAGGGAAAGGAGGUAUUAUAGACACUCUAGCAGAAGUUACAGUCCUCGACGAAGUCAUAGUCCUCGUCGAAGAAGUGUAAGCCCCAGGCGUUCACAUUAUAGAAGAACUCACAGUAGUGAACGUAAACGAGACAGAAGAGAAAAAAGCCGUAGUCGCAGAAGCUCAAGCAGGAAACGAAGGUACCGAAGGAGAUCACUGAGUAAGCAAAGGAGUACUUGGAGUGGGUAGUGGAGGCCCCAACUGUUUGAAAAGGCUGUGGUUGGACACAAGGGCCAGAAAGUCGUAAAUGAGACCUCACUGGUGUGACUGCUGUAAGAAAACACUUCUGAUUCAACCAAUGCAUAACUUGCAUCUAGUCCCUAAAAUAGAUGCCUGAUUUUUUGAAGUUCUGUUGUGCUUUGUUGUCUCUUUCUAGGUUUCUACCACAAUGUAGUUGUACUGCUCGUAUUUGAAUUCCUACUGUGCUAAAAGCCAACCUGCUUUCUGGAUUUUUUUUUUUAUUUUUUUUUUCAGUUUUCUAAAUUGUAAUUUCAGCUGAUUUACUUUUUCCUCUCUUAUGUAUGUGCCAGUUACAGGAACUCCAGUUGUGACAAGCUUUGACCUACAGAUUUAUCUAAAAUGCUUUCUGGUGUACUUAAUGAAAUCAUGUUUAACAAAGUAGAAUUUUUCCUGAUUGAGACAGAUAACAAGACUUUCGUAUGAUUCUUAAAACUGACUAUUAAGAUAUGCAGGAAAUCUUUUAAACUGCUGUGAUUCCUUCAUACAUCUGUAUAGUGCCAGGCUUUGUUGCCCAAGCUAUUCUGGUAUGUAAUGCCCUUUGUGUAGUAAUACUUUCCAUGUAAGAAAGGCACACUGGUGUAGGAAGUAAAAAGCAGUGGUAAAAAGGUAGAAAAGUUGUUUUGUUGCCUUGUUGACAUACUUGGCUUUUAAUUACUUCGGGUGAUGUUAGAGCCACUUGAAGCUUUUUUUCAGGUACGUACAGAGCUAGCCAUUGUCUUUUGAAAAAGGGGCCUUCUUGCUAAAUUAUUUUUACUUGUGGUGUUGGAAAGUAAGGCUGCAGUGUCUCUUGUUAAAUGCAUUUAAGACUACAUUUGCUUCUAAAAUGGAGCUCAGGAAUAUGAAAAGCUAUAACGUUACAGUGAAAGAGUUUAUUUUGCCUUUUUAUGGUAAAAUUAAAGAGAAACCUGUUUCCAGUGAACUGAAGUCGCUGUUUUCAUGUGUCAGUAUGUUAAUACCUGCAGAAUUGUUGUAUGAGAAUCAUUUUGUUUAAAACAAGCAAACAUUUGAAUAAUGAGGCUUAGCUGCUUGUCUUGCCAGUCCUGUCAUAUACAGCUGCAUCCACUGUUAGUUCAGCAGGAUGUGUGCUCCUGGGGUGCAGUUUUCCCUACACUGAUGUGGGGAGUGCCUCUUUGUUUCUCUCCUUGAAUCCACAGACUGAUUUAUCUAGUCAUGCUCAAUACCACCAGUCUCCUGAAUUUGAGCAGCUGCUUUUGUUGAUGAGUUAAUUUUCUACAGUCUUUGCUGAAGUAUUAGAAAUCUAUCUACUUGAAGAUAAACAUAUUUUGUAACAGUUUGGCUGAAACCCACUAUAAUGUUGAUUGCAAGUUUUGAUGGAAUGCCUGUUUGUAAAUCUCUGUGACUCUAGCCUGCUAUCAAAUAACUGAUGUGCUAUCCAUGGUAACGUCAUAUUUGAGGGAAGGGAAAAAAAAAACAACUGUGAUUCCAUCUGCAGUUCUGUAAGAAGUUGACCUAAGGCUGUCAAUGUUUUUGAGCUCAGGGUUAGGAUUCUUACUAGUUAAGUAUUAACUUAACUAGUUAAUACUAGUGGAUGGUAGUGUGGAUUUCCACUGGGAUUUAUGUCAGGAUCUUGGCAAUUAAUAUAUGUAAUUGGGGAAAUGCUAGUAUGUAGUGCUACUUUCAGGAGGUCUUCAGGCUGACACAUCAUAUUGAGCACUGUCUUCAUACAACAUACAACAUACAAAAAGUACAGUAGCAUAAAGUAUUCCGUUGAUUAAAAGCCUAAAAGUGCUUUGAAGCUACUUGCAAAUGCUUACUUAAAAUGUGAGGAGAGAAUAUGAAGGUAGUUGUCUUUCAGCCAGCUUGACCCAAUCACAGCCUCUUAAAACUACUGCUUAAAGUUGCCCAAUAAAUAUGCUCACUGCAGAAUUUCAUCUAGUAUUAACACUUUGAGGUAUUGUUUCAGAUGCAUGUUUUGCUUCAAAGCUCUCCAAAGUCUUUUCAGUGCUGAAUCCACUGAAAUGAAUAUUGCAUCCUGUUUCCUUGUAACCUGGGUCUGGCUGGGCUAACUUUAACUUCAUUCAUAGCAGUGAGCAGGUUGGUGGUGCUUGGUUGUUGUUAUUCAGUUACACAGUGAGAUGCACAGUGACAUGGACUCCAAAACAAACAAAAAAAAUAAUAAUGCCAUCCUAUGGUACCUGGGACUGCAAGAUAAUUUUUUGUCAGCUGAAUGACAGGCAUGGUACAGUGGUACUUCUUUAUAGACCAGCUUCUUUGUCUACUCCAUCUGUUCUAUUUGUUGGUAACCCAGGACUCGGCAUGUUCUAGUCUAUUUCACUCCAUAUGGCCUUGAUAAUGAUGCCUAUAGCUGAAUGCUUUUGUACUGCAAGUAACCAACAGCACCCACAAGGCAGUCAGUUUAAAACCUGUUCAGAUAUUUUUCUACUCUGUGAUAAGUGUGGAUGUACCGUGGAACUGUAGUGGGCGCCACCACGUUUCUGUUAUUGGUUCCCAAAUUCAGCAUUGAUGAUGUCUUUGAACUGCAAAGAAACUUGUUGAGACUGUAAUCUUUUGAUACAAACACAGCUAUAAUUAUGUUCUGCUCUGCCCAGUACCAUCUAUUAAAAUUUUUUUCUUAUUGCU
This is a messenger RNA of Centrocercus urophasianus (Greater sage-grouse), 4941 nucleotides long. It is a transcript of the gene AKAP17A, whose product is annotated as A-kinase anchoring protein 17A. The transcript is spliced from 4 exons. NCBI's taxonomy places the organism in Eukaryota, Metazoa, Chordata, Aves, Galliformes, Phasianidae. Bases 232 to 2289 code for a protein of 685 amino acids. Gene Ontology annotation, molecular function: RNA binding; protein kinase A binding. Gene Ontology annotation, cellular component: cytosol; nuclear speck. The record is from RefSeq and is a predicted model, not a curated record. Gene Ontology annotation, biological process: regulation of RNA splicing.